AUGUUGCCGGUGUCUCGACCCGAUAGUCAGAUGAGUUUCAACUACAUUCCCACCUCUCAGCCCAUGUCGGGUACCUCGACUGGGCGCAGCUCGCCCAGUGACUUGGCUGGAUCCGGAUCAGCAAAGGCACCGUUCGGUCCACCUGGGUCCAUCGGCGCUGCGAGACUUGGGGCUGGAUCCCCCUCUGAGUUGGGGGGUCGUUUGUAUCCCAAGCGAGCCCGCGAAAUUCAAGCACAAGAAGGUGUUUCCCCGAACAUUUGGGGUCCCCCAACCAGUGGUCACUCCACCCCGCUUCGUGAGAACAUCCCCGAGUCGCCUAGCCAGGAUAGCUUCCCCGACCUGAUGCCCACAUCCAAUGGUUCGCUGUCCGGCUCUGGGCGCAGAGCUCGAGCUGGCACUGUGCCUUCACGAUUCCCGCCGAUGGCUACACUGAGUGAAUUGGAUCUCCAGCAACCGUUUAUGUCUCAGACCUCACGACCCACGCCAUCUACCAGUCCUUUCCGUCCCCCGGGUGUCUCUGGAAUCGAUACAGGAGCUAAUGUUGUAAGCUCGGGUGCACCUAAUCCGGCUAUGUUGUCACGUCUUCGAGCUGGCUCGAUGCCCCAGAGGAGCGGCCUGCUUGGCUCAACCAACCCUUUCGGCCCUUCCUUGUUCUCUUCAAACUGGUCCACCGGUCGCGAGCGGGCUACAACCUUGACCAGUAUUCGUUCUUCCGAAGACCCAACUUCGCCAAGCGCUUCUUCGUUCUCGCGGGAUGGACUCACAGAUUCGGACAGAACCCUGGAUUACCUCGGACUCGCGGAAAAUCCCCAAGCUUCACGAGCCAGCCUUUCACGACCAUCCAUGGAGGCUCUUAUGCAACAGCAGCAGCAGCAGCAAGCCCAGGGGCUACCAGGGCUUCUGGCUGACAUGGCAAUGAUUAAGAGCAACAACCGCUUCCGGUCUUACUCGGUUAACGCCAAGGAGAAGUACGCAGAUGAUGAGGAUAUGGAAUAUGAGAACCGCUACUCGCAGCUUCCUUCUGGAACCCUCACACCCACCGCCGCUGCGACGGCUGCUCAACUCGCUGCUACACAGGCCCAAAUUCACCAGCAUAAUCUCGCUGUGAAGGCGUUUGCAACCCACGCUUCAGUCAACCGACCCCGCGCACGAACUGCUGGUAUCUUGGAAGCUCCCCCAACUCGCUCGUCUAUUCGAAACUACCUUGCCACACCCUCGCGUCUGGACAACUCCUUCAAUGCGGAUGACCUCAUGUUGGAGAAUGAGUACGAUGAGCUUUCUGAUGCUGUUCUUGGACUGCAGCUGGGUGGUGCUGGUGCUGGUUUGCGUGCAGCGCAUGAGAUGGUGGAUGAAAACAAUCAAGAUGGACCUACACGAGCUCUAUGGAUUGGUAGCAUUCCUGUAUCGACAACUGUCACUUCCCUUGAGGCAAUCUUUGGUAUCUACGGAAAGAUUGAGUCCACUCGUGUGUUGACACACAAGAACUGCGGAUUCGUUAACUUUGAGCGCCUUGAAAGUGCCGUGCAAGCCAAGUCACUGUUGAAUGGCAAGGAGAUCUUUCCUGGUGCAGGGCCCGUCCGAAUUGGAUAUGCCAAGGUUCCUGGUGCCUCUGCUGGUGGCACGCCUGGCGCGAAUGGCAUUCAGUCUUCCCCAACCCCGGAUCCUAGCUUCAAGUCCAACCUGGGAGUAGGAGAGGGUAUUGACCGAGCAGACACUCGCUCUAUUCCUCAGAUUCCUGCUCUUGUUGACCUCUUGCCCGAGAUGCUUGAGAUCGUACAGGAGUUUGGAGCCAAUGAGGAGGACUCUCGCAACAUCAACAACACUAUUCAGACUGCUAUUGCUUUCGAUGCAUUCGAGGAUGAGAUCCCUUCUGUUCAAGAGCCUAGCCAGACUCGCAUGUUUGACGCCCCUCGUCUUCGUGACAUUAGAAAGCGAAUUGACAAUGGAGCCUGCUCUAUUCAAGAAAUCGAAGAAACAGCUGGAGCAAUGCUCCCUGAGAUUGCUGAACUCUCGUCUGACUACUUGGGUAACACCGUUGUUCAGAAGCUCUUCGAAUUCUGCUCAGAGUCCACCAAAGAGCAAAUGCUCACGCACAUCGCGCCCAAUCUUGCUGAAAUCGGUGUCCACAAGAACGGAACUUGGGCAGCUCAGAAGAUUAUAGACGUUGCUAAGACACCAGCUCAGAUGAACUUGAUUGUGGAUGCUCUCCGUCCCCACAUCGUUCCUCUUUUCCUUGAUCAGUUUGGAAACUACGUUCUUCAGUGCUGCUUGCGCUUUACCGCCCCUUUCAACGACUUCAUUUUCGAGAGCAUGCUCAGUAGAAUGUGGGAGAUUGCCCAGGGUCGAUUUGGUGCCCGAGCCAUGCGAGCUUGUUUGGAAAGCCACCACGCAACCAAGGAUCAGCAACGAACACUCGCGGCUGCCAUCGCGCUCCACAGUGUUCAGCUGGCCACAAAUGCGAACGGUGCUCUCCUGCUUACUUGGUUCCUUGACACUUGUACAUUCCCCCGUCGCCGCACUGUGCUUGCUCCCCGCCUGGUUCCCCAUCUUGUGCAUCUUUGCACCCACAAGGUCGCCUAUCUUACCGUCCUCAAGGUCAUCAAUCAGCGCAACGAGGCCGAAGCUAGGGACACUGUGCUCAAGGCCUUGUUUUUCAGCCCUGGAGAUGAGGUUUUGGAGAAAAUCUUGAGCGAUCAAACCUCUGGUGCUACUUUGAUCUUCAAGGUGUUGACUACUCCUUUCUUUGAUGAGUCUAUGCGCGGCGAGGUGGUGAAGAAUGUUGCCAAGGUUUUGACUAAAUUGAAGGCUUCCCCAAGUCAAGGAUAUAAACGCUUGAUGGACGAAGUGGGUCUCUCUCGCGGAAAUGGCCAUGAGCGUCAUCAUGGACGCGACCAUUCUGCUACCCCAGAGAAGUCGCACCGCCAAUCUUCUCGACAUGGAAGCACAGCAGCUGGGUAUCCUGGGCAGCCCCCCAUGGAUCGCCAGUAUGGUGGACAGUACGCUCCUAACAUGGACUCUCGUUCUAUGUCUGCUGAUCAAAACAAUAUCAACCAACUUGACCCAUACGCGAGCAAUGGUCUAAAUGGAUUCCCGAACCCCUUGAAUGGCCUCGGCGGAGCUGCUGGCUUCCAAGACUCUGUGAACCAGCUUCCUCCCCAAUUGCAGUAUUCAGGUUAUCUGCCUGCUCAAGGUCGCGGCGUGUCUUCCGGUGGUAUGUACCAAAACAUGCCCGGUGCCAACUACGGCUAUCCAGUAGGCACCCCAUCAGUUGAGAACUUGCGCUCUAUGUCCAAUCAACAAGCAUCGCAGCUGCCCGGUGGAUACAACCCCAUGCUUGGCCAGUCCAACUAUGCCCCGCAGCAGUUCAGCCCAGUAAUGGCUCCUACCCAGCUCUAUCAAUACCCUCCGCAGUCUUACCCCCAAGCACAGCCUGUGCAGGGACAAUCUGGCGGAGGCCGACGUGGACGGGUGAGUAACAUCCCCCCUACAAUACCUUAA
Penicillium angulare is the source of this 3498-nucleotide messenger RNA. RefSeq names its product putative RNA binding protein Jsn1. The transcript has 2 exons. Bases 1 to 3498 code for a protein of 1165 amino acids. The record is from RefSeq and is a predicted model, not a curated record. Gene Ontology annotation, molecular function: RNA binding. Lineage: Eukaryota; Fungi; Ascomycota; Eurotiomycetes; Eurotiales; Aspergillaceae.